This is a messenger RNA of Momordica charantia (bitter melon), 1517 nucleotides long. The record is from RefSeq and is a predicted model, not a curated record. NCBI's taxonomy places the organism in Eukaryota, Viridiplantae, Streptophyta, Magnoliopsida, Cucurbitales, Cucurbitaceae.
CCAAACUCACUCAUAAAAUUUCCAAAAUUUUGUAAACUGUUCUAAAAAUAAAGACGCGGCAACCUGUUUUAGCAAGAAAACCCUUUCCCGGGAAAAUCAUCGUCUGAAACACUCCGAUAAGUUCCAAUCCACUGCCUUUCUAUCUCCUUCAUUGUUAAAAUUUCUUGUUUGUUCAUUCUUUCGGUUGUUUUGGAAGAGAAAUGCAGGCAAAUGGAGACUCUGAUUGCGAUAUCUCCGAGGACGAAGAUUAUGUUUCAAAUGAAGGAGCAACGGAGGGAAAGGAAGAACUUCUGCUCAAUUUAAGAUUGGAAAGGCUCAAAGGAAUCAGAGGCAAAGCCAAGCCUAAAUUUACGUUCCAUUCACAAAGGAAAGAACUAUCAUGCACUGUUAUUCAUGAUGAUAGACUCUGUGUACCAUCCAAGGUUCAUAAUUUAUCUGACAACUUAGAUGCCAUUCUAUCUAGAACUGAGAACCAUCCAGCUGCAGAGUGUCUUGAAGAUUUUUUGGAAGAAUUUGAAGAGCAUAUUGACGUUGGACCUGCAGAGAACUUUGGAAACACUGAGAGUUCGAUUGCUGAACUUUUAGAUGGCCUUGAAGAUAAGAAUGGCCUGCUGGGUGGACGUCCCAAAUUGUGUAGCCAAGUUGGAGGGAGAAUGCACCCGAUUGUUGAGAAGGGAGCUCUUGUUGCACUUGGAGAUAGAAGUUCUGACAGUGAAGACUCCCAUACUUCGGUGGAUACCGGAUCAAGUGGUGAGGUCAAUGAUCAGAAGUUGAAGCUUGCUGCGCCCUGUACGAAGGAGCAAUCAAUUACAGAUAGAUUUGAGGAGGCUUUAGUUGCUGCUUGCAUGGAUGCUGAAAGGACUCUUGGCUUGGUGCCAAAUCCAUUAGGAAUUGGCUUAUUUGGAAAGUUGCAGCGAGUCAUGCAGAGCGAAAAAGAAAGAGAGGUGAAUUUUUUGAAUGGGUUACAUUGCAGCACAGUUCCAAAUGGCUGCAUUGAUGUAAAAAUCCUGUCGAGAUACUUGGAUGCAAAGUUAACAGUAUGUUCUUGCCUCUUUAUAGACAUGGAGCAGUCUACAUUGCACAAUGGCGACGAAGGCAUUGCAACUGAAGGUGAAAAAAGGACAAUUAUUUUCAGUCCAAGAGUUUGCAGAAAUGUUGAACUUGAAGUUGGGAGCUUAAUUCGUAUCAAUCCCCCAUGGAAGGAAGUUCCAGUGGACCACGCUCCCAACAUCAUCUUGUCAACAUAUUUUUCCCAACUCACUUGAUAUCUCCUUGGAAGAAAGAAUGUUGCAGAUUGGCCUGAUUAGUCUAAAACCAAUUGAUGAUGCUCUAUUUCGUGGACAUUUUUGGGGUGCAAAAAUUGAAUUAGUUCAAUAAACCAAACCAAACCAAGCCGACUCAAAUAGAGUAGGUAUGGUUAUUUUAAAUUUUAGAUUUGGUAGUGAGAUAAAAUUUAAGCCCCAUUCACUUCCAAAGAGUUGGAAAUUGAGACAAUUAGAAUGAAAAUCACUUGGAAA